AUGAGCAUCGACCAGAAGGACGCCAGUAGACAGGCAUGCGCCGGCAUGUACUCGCGCAAGACCUGGGGAGGCCACGUUGAUCCAUACAUACUCGUCAAGUUCGUGCGGCCGGACAGUGUACCAGAAGGCGAGGAUCCAAUCGUCAGCCUGGUAAUAUUCGAGUGGAAGGACAGAUCAUUGAUUGGGAAGCCAGACCCAAAGGACGAGAUGGUGAGCGCUGUGGGUGGAAGAGUCAUGGCUAACGGCAUUCAGGACGAUUACCUCUGCGACGAGGCCGCGCGCGAUGCUGGACUCUGCGAGGAAGCCGACGUUGGCUCUUUCAUUCUUGCUACAAACGCGUCUGCAGCUUCAAAAUCGCUAAUCAGAUCCGAAGCCGUUCACCUCAAGGACCCAGGGGCCAUCAACUAUCCUAUCAAGAAGACUGGAUACUAUUGCGUGAGCAGUGCCGCCUACAGUGCGACCGAAUAUAUUGGAAUCGUCGAGUUCCGGAAUGCCUUUGGCGAGUUACCAGCUGCACAGAUCCCAAAAUUGCCCUUUUACGCCGGCUUCACGAUCGUCUACGCCUUCGUCGCCAUGGGAUGGGGAGUGCUUUAUUGGAUGCAUAGACGAGACAUUCUGGCUGUGCAAAAUUACAUAACAGCGAUCCUGGUCUUCCUCAUCAUCGAGAUGUUCAUGACAUGGCUCUUCUACGACUUUCAAAAUCGCCAUGGACUGAAUGGCGGCGCCAAAGCGCUCCUGAUUGUGGUGUCAAUACUCAGCGCCGCAAGGAACAGCUUCUCGUUCUUCCUGCUACUGAUCGUAUGCAUGGGAUACGGUGUUGUCAAACAUGAGCUGGGGAAGACCAUGUGGUAUGUGCGCGCUCUUGCGCUCACGCACUUUGUCUUCGGCGUCAUUUACGCUAUUGCCUCCUUGGCCGUCACUCCAGAGAAUGCUGGACCAAUGGUACUUCUAGUCGUCUUACCACUUGCUGGUACACUGACGGCCUUCUACAUCUGGACACUCAACAGCCUCAACUACACCAUGAAGGACCUCGUGGAACGUAAGCAGCACGUCAAAGCCGGCAUGUACCGCAAAUUGUGGUGGUGUAUCCUCACCAGUAUCGUGGUCAUCUUUGCCUUCUUUUUCGUCAAUAGUUGGACUUUUGCGGGAUCUGGAAAUGCCGACUUCGUACCCAAUCACUGGCAAUCACGAUGGUUUAUCCUCGACGGAUGGCUUCUGCUUGUCUACUUCUGCGAUGUGUCUUUCAUCGCAUACAUCUGGAGGCCGUCCGCCAAUAAUCGCAGGUUCGCCAUGUCUGAUGAAAUUUCCCAAACUGACGACGGUUUUGAAAUCGCUUCAAUACGAGAUAGCAUGGACCUCGACGAUGAUCUUGAAGCGGUCUCCGGUAAUGGCAAUAAAGCGCCUCCGCCAUACGACGCCCCUCUCGGGGGCUCCAGCAAUCCACGCAGGGAUGCCUCGCCUCUACCUGCUCCAAAGCCCACGAAGCCCGCUCAGCUCCCGCGAGAAUCAUUAGAUGGCGAGACCAUCUUUGCAGUAGAUGACGACAGCGAAGAUGAGGACGACAUGGGAGAGGGAAAGCGACUUAAUGGGAAAACAAUUUAG
Molecule: messenger RNA, 1602 nt
Organism: Sphaerulina musiva SO2202
Lineage: Eukaryota; Fungi; Ascomycota; Dothideomycetes; Mycosphaerellales; Mycosphaerellaceae
Exons: 4
Coding region: 1-1602 (533 amino acids)
Biological process (GO): retrograde transport, endosome to Golgi
Cellular component (GO): membrane; Golgi apparatus
Source: RefSeq, a predicted model, not a curated record